UUUGUUUUGUUUAAAAGAUGGUUGAAGUGUGAGGGACUUUGGAAGCGAGCGUGCCUGCCGGAAAAAGGUAUCAUCUUCCAGAAAUACCCUUAUAUCUAUCUCGCAAUCUCAACUGAAAAUCUCGUUGAAGAACUCUCUCUCUCAUCCCUUCUUUCCUAUCUCAAUCUGUUGCCCAACCCAUUCCGAUUCCAUUGUUUCCAUUCCAACAUACAAAUUUCAGCUCCAUCCAAGCCAAUAUUAUUAUGUCGCAAGAGGAGGUAGCCAGGGAAGCUAUCAAGCACGCAUUAAAGGCGCUGAAAAAGCGUCAUUUAGUCGAAGAAGGAGCUCAUGCUCCCGCUUAUAUUGCUCUCUCCCGCCCAAUCAUCUCCCAGGGCUCGGAAUGGAAAGAGAAAGCGGAAAAUUUGGAAUUGGAACUUCAGCAAUGUUACAAAGCGCAAUCAAGGUUGUCUGAGCAACUAGUGGUGGAAGUAGCCGAGUCCAGAGCUUUAAAAGCUUCGCUACAGGAGAAAGAAACAACAAUUGCUGACUUGGAGAAUGAGUUCACUCAGACAAGGGAUGAAUGCUCUCAAUUGAAGACAGAUUUGGAAGAAAAUAUUAGAGCGCUGGAAUUGGUGAUGAGCGAGCGCCAGGAACUCAAAGCUCAACUAGAACAACUGACUAUUAAAGCUAAAAAUGCAGAGGCUGAAAAUAAGAUGUUGGUUGAUCGUUGGAUGCUUCAAAAGAUGCAGGAUGCUGAACGACUUAAUGAGGCAAAUGCACUUUAUGAAGAUAUGAUUGAGCGGCUCAAGGCCAGUGGUUUAGAAAAACUUGCCCGAGAGCAAGUAGAUGGUAUUGUCCGUAGAAGUGAAGAAGGUGCUGAGUUCUUUGCGGAAUCAACUAUUGCCUCUGUUUGCAAGCACAGGAUCAAUGCACAUGAAGGUGGUUGUGCUUCUAUCAUGUUUGAGUACAAUUCUGGCAAAUUGAUCAGUGGAGGACAGGAUCGAUCAAUAAAAAUGUGGGAUACUAGCACUGGAUCAUUAAGUCAUAGUCUUUUUGGUUGCCUUGGUUCUGUCCUUGAUCUUGCAAUCACCCAUGACAAUAGAUUUAUUAUAGCAGCAAGUAGUUCAAACAACUUGUUUGUAUGGGAUGUCAACUCAGGACGAGUCCGUCAUACCCUCACUGGUCACACGGAUAAAGUGUGUGCCGUAGAUGUGAGCAAAGUUUCAAGUCGUCAUGUCGUGAGUGCUGCUUAUGAUCGCACUAUAAAAGUGUGGGAUUUGCAGAAAGGUUAUUGCACGACCACAAUAAUUUUUCACAGCAACUGCAAUGCACUUUGCUUCAGCACAGAUGGACAGACCAUAUGCUCAGGUCAUGUUGAUGGGAAUCUUCGUUUGUGGGAUAUCCAGACAGGAAAGUUGCUCAGUGAAGUCGCUGCACAUUCGCUCGCCAUUACAUCUAUUUCUCUAUCCCGAAAUGGAAAUGUAAUAUUGACUAGCGGCAGAGAUAAUUUGCACAAUUUAUUUGAUAUACGAUCUUUGGAAGUUUGUGGUACAUUCAGAGCAAAUGGAAACAGGGUGGCAUCUAAUUGGAGUCGGUCCUGUAUGAGUCCAGACGACAACCAUAUUGCUGCUGGCUCUGCUGAUGGAUCCAUCUACAUUUGGUCAAUAUCCAAAGCUGACAUAGUAAGCACUCUGAAGGAGCACACUGCUCCUGUCUUGUGUUGUACAUGGAGUGGACUUGGAAAACCAUUAGCCUCUGCUGAUAAGAAUGGGAUCGUGUGUACCUGGACAUGAACCAUUAGCCUCUGCACAUACUUGUACAUAUGUCAAUGAUGAUGGUUACUAUAUUCAACAUUAAAAUAGCUUUUAUUUAUUACUUUUCUAAAGAUUAAAAUGUUUUUGCUCAA
This is a messenger RNA of Theobroma cacao (cacao), 1885 nucleotides long. Its product is annotated as Transducin/WD40 repeat-like superfamily protein. Gene Ontology annotation, molecular function: protein binding. The record is from RefSeq and is a predicted model, not a curated record. Gene Ontology annotation, biological process: autophagosome assembly. Lineage: Eukaryota; Viridiplantae; Streptophyta; Magnoliopsida; Malvales; Malvaceae.